UGAUGGACAUUUCCGAACUUUGCAUCCCUGAUCCUCUCAGCUAUCAUAACCAGCUGCUGAACAGGAUGGCUGCUGAGGAGCGGCACAUGACGUCCAGCUGUGGCUCCUACAUCAAGACAGAGCCCUCCAGUCCGUCCUCUCUGGUGGACACGGCCAGCCACCCCAGUCCCGGCGCGCAUUCGGACGCCAGCGGCGGCUACGCCAGCCUCAUCAACAGCCACUCCAACGGCCUGGACUCUCCGCCCAUGUUCACGGCGGGCGGGCCGCUGAGCGCAGCAGGGAGCGCCUGCCGCAAACGCUACGAGGACUGUUCCAGCACGUUACUGGAGGACCCCGGCUCCAUCAAGUGCGAAUACAUGCUCAACUCCAUCCCAAAACGCCUGUGCCUGGUGUGCGGAGACAUCGCGUCGGGGUAUCACUACGGUGUGGCCUCCUGUGAAGCCUGCAAGGCCUUCUUCAAGAGAACAAUACAAGGUAGCAUCGAGUACAGCUGUCCGGCCACCAAUGAGUGCGAGAUCACGAAAAGAAGACGCAAGUCCUGUCAGGCGUGCCGCUUCAUGAAGUGCUUGAAAGUGGGCAUGCUGAAGGAAGGUGUUCGGCUAGAUCGUGUACGUGGAGGCCGACAGAAAUACAAGAGGAGAAUGGAUGCAGAAAAUUCAGCCUACCUGGGGCUCACACUGCCACCGCCAGCCAAAAAACCCUUGACGAAGAUCGUGUCUCAUCUGCUGGUAGCAGAGCCAGAGAAGAUCUAUGCCAUGCCAGACCCCACCAUGCCCGAGAGCGAUGUCAAAGCGCUGACCACACUGUGUGACCUGGCCGACCGCGAGCUGGUGGUCAUCAUCGGCUGGGCCAAACACAUCCCAGGUUUCUCCAGCCUGUCUCUGGGAGACCAGAUGAGUCUACUGCAGAGCGCAUGGAUGGAGAUCCUGAUCCUGAGCAUCGUGUUCCGCUCGCUGCCCUACGAGGACGAGCUGGUGUAUGCGGAGGACUACGUGAUGGACGAGGAGCACUCGCGGCUCACGGGCCUGCUGGACCUCUACGUGUCCAUCCUACAGCUCGUGCGCAAGUACAAGAAACUCAAGGUGGAGAAGGAGGAGUUCGUCACGCUGAAGGCCAUCGCACUCGCCAACUCAGACUCCAUGCACAUAGAGGACGUGGAGUCGGUGCAGAAGCUCCAGGACGCCCUUCACGAAGCGCUGCAGGACUACGAGAGCUGUCAGCACACAGAAGACCCUCGGCGGGCGGGGAAGCUGCUCAUGACGCUGCCGCUGCUCCGGCAGACGGCCACCAAGGCCAUCCAGCACUUCUACAGCAUCAAGAUGCAGGGCAAGGUGCCCAUGCACAAACUCUUCCUGGAGAUGCUGGAGGCCAAGGUCUGAUUGGCUGCUCGUCGCGUGACAUCAUCGGGGCCAGAGACUGCGGAGGACAGCCUGAGACGUUUUUAAAGACCUGGAAAAAAAUUAUAACUUGAUUUA
This is a messenger RNA of Sinocyclocheilus anshuiensis, 1475 nucleotides long. Its product is annotated as steroid hormone receptor ERR2-like. Lineage: Eukaryota; Metazoa; Chordata; Actinopteri; Cypriniformes; Cyprinidae. The coding region runs from base 3 to 1379 and encodes 458 amino acids. Gene Ontology annotation, cellular component: nucleus. The transcript is spliced from 7 exons. Gene Ontology annotation, biological process: regulation of DNA-templated transcription. The record is from RefSeq and is a predicted model, not a curated record. Gene Ontology annotation, molecular function: sequence-specific DNA binding; zinc ion binding; steroid binding.